Messenger RNA from Rhipicephalus sanguineus (brown dog tick), 2552 nucleotides. Its product is annotated as mucin-5AC. Lineage: Eukaryota; Metazoa; Arthropoda; Arachnida; Ixodida; Ixodidae. The record is from RefSeq and is a predicted model, not a curated record. Bases 60 to 2342 code for a protein of 760 amino acids. Gene Ontology annotation, cellular component: extracellular region. The transcript is spliced from 2 exons. Gene Ontology annotation, molecular function: peptidase inhibitor activity.
CCACCUCGGAUUAGUGCACGUAGAUCGCGUACGCGUGUCGGUUGCCGAGCAGGUCAAAGAUGGGCGCGUCUAUUUUAUCCGUAGUUUUACUAGCCGUGAUUCUUCUCUCGGAUUCCGUCGUCAUCGGCGGCGGGCGGCGCACGGAAUUCGGACACGCAAAGGACGUCGACGCCGCGGCAGUAUCGUCCAACCAAGGAAGAACUUUCCUGAACUUCGACAGUUCCCCGUCCCUGACACACCUCGAGUUCAACGGCGGGUCUUCUUCCAACUUACACAGGGAUGACGUCCACGGCGGCGGCGGCGACCCCGCCGCCGUCUUCCCCCCUUCCAGGCCGCACGACACGGGUUCUUUGAUGGGCGAUUACGACUACGCCACGUACGACCAGAGUAACUAUCCCCAGUGGCAUCAGGUCCAUCUUGUUUCCUCCGAACACGACGAGAACGCGGCACAACCUUUCUGGUCUGCUUUGGGCCAGCAGCAGCCAAUGCCAACGCAGCAACCUCCGGGAGUUCACUCGACGAAGUUCCAUCCCACCCACUCGUUCUUCGGGAGCAUGUUUAUGAAGGGUUCGUCAAACGCUGGGGCUCUUGGAACCACGCCGCCUGCAGCGACCGAAAAUCGUCCUGGCUCUACAGUCGACACGAGUUCGAAAAACAGUACCACAACACCCGUGGUACCUGAGCGGGCAACUGUUCCGACGUCCGUCAAACCAGACGUUCACGGGGACCGCGAUAACAAGGCACUGCAGAACGGUGCUGCGUUUGCGACUACGGCGACCGAGUCUCUAGUCCAGCAAACCGUCGGCAUCACUGCGGCUACAACCACGGGUUCACCACCGACGUUCGGUAAGUUGGUUGAAGCAUCGGCAACUCCCGGAGUUCGUCCAGCUGGCUCGUCAUUUCUCCGGGCGACCUCGAGCCCAGUUGACGUCACCACUCGAAACGCUUCGGAACCGUCCACUGAACCCGACGUGAUACGAGGGGCGGCCCCAGCUGUCACGCCGGCCGUUUCGACGGUUGCCACCGUGGCUUCGAGAGGGCCCGCUGAUCGUCCAACCACUGCUGAUUUCCAUGGAAACGAAGCUUUCAAGCACACGACGAAACGUGCGACGCCAACUGCAGCAACUGGUACCAGCGGUACCACGUCUUUGACUGUUCCGGCUCCCGCGGCUACGGAUAUCCUUCCUCGCCAGGCCGUCGCAGAAACUGUUCCACCCCCGGAGCAUUCCGGUACUGUCGCACACCUUGCCACUCCACCAGCUGGAGCCAACCAAGUCGUCGAGACCACUACUGGGCGCACGUUCACAAACGUUAAAACCGCAACCCCUCCUGCCCACCUGCAGACGUCUGCCAGCGAAACUGAGACCGCAGCUAUGGGGCCCGUCAGGACUACGCCUUCUGACAGGACAUCGUCGAAGACUGCACCAUCUACACUUUCUGAAACCACGAAGCAGCCGUCUGAGUUCGCAACGUCCCAGCGAGGGACUCUAACCACGGUUCAAGACCUCCACAGACACGAGGCUCAAGACCUUACGACUACGCAGGCCACUACGACUUCUUCCGCAGUCUCGGAAGUCGCCGGGCUGUCUGGUCGUCUCGAGACCACCACCAACGCUGCGCCUGCCACGAGCACUCCCCUCGACGACCCGUCGCAGAACCACACCGCUGUGGCUUCGACCCGAGCUGGUGUAGAAGACGGCAACGACACUUCUACACAAUCUCAAAUAUCUGUCGAGUUCUCGACGUCACACUCAACUUUACCAGCGGUCGCUGCCGGUUUGCGUCGACUGAAAACUACCACAAGCCCCAACACACUACAGCCAGAGCCUACGCAGGCCGUUCCGACCGUAGUACAGGGAACGGAAGAAACGCCAGCGAAGAAUGCCUCGUUCCAACAAACCCUUCCGCCUAAGCGACCCGCUAGUCCCGUGACGACCGUGAAACCUGAAGUCACGGCCGACGCCUACGUCAGACCGAUAACUCAGCACGGCCCUCACGAGUUCGUGCCUCAGCGCCACAGGGACGUGGAGGAUUACUUCUACCACCGCCACCAGAUGGGCCACAUUGAGGACGACGACCAACUGCGCCAGAGUCAGUGCGGCAGGUGCCAGCGCCGGCUUCACUACUGCGUGCAGAAGUGCUUCACGCACCACAGCUGUGAGGCUGAGACAAAUCCAGAGCUCACCUGUCCACGGAUCAACGCCCCGUGCAUGCCUCCUUACAAGCACGAAGUGGACCAGUGUCGUCACAGCGCAGACUGCGAGAGCGCCAACCACCUCUGCUGCCUGGUCGGCUGCUCGCGUCGCUGCGUGCACGGUGUGCCUACCUACAGGCAGCACUAGGAGGCCCUGCAGUACACUUCUUCAACCACGUCACCAACCUUCAACCGUAGGCGUUCGAGUUUACGUGCACUCAUUACAUAAACUCGAUGAUCUUAAAUUGCGACGACUAACGUACUAUCACGUGCUUGAUAUAAAAGGGCCCUGCGCUAUGUGUCGCAGGCGUUUUACUCGCUUUUCAAUGAAUAAAAUGUUUUAUCCGCGCUGUCUAAA